UGUACUGGAUGAACCGUGGAGAUCCACCAGUAAUAUACGUGGUUCAGUCAUGAAGUGUGACCAGCAUGUCACCUGGAGUGGCUGGUAUCGUCUCUUCAUUAACGGUGUGAGCGCUCAUAUCCCAGAGACUUGUAUUACGACCUAUAGCUGUGGCACUGCUACUGCACUGGGGUUACCCGAUGGGCAUCCCAGAAUUGAGGAUGGAGUUGUCACCCGAGAUGCCUGCGCUCUAUGGAAUGAUUUCUGCUGCUUUGUCAGGUCUUUCCCCAUUAAAGUCAAAGCUUGUCCAGGCAAUUAUUUCGUCUAUGAGCUGGUUAGUCCAACUAUCUGCUAUGCAGCAUACUGUGCAGAUGUCAGCACCAUUAACCCCAGCUCUACAGCCGUCACACCAGCGACCAUCUUCACUGUUUAUCCCUCUGUUGACCCCUGCUACAACUACACUGUGUUGGAUGAACCAUGGAGAGCCAACAGCAGUCGCCCAUCAAACUCCUACAAGCUUGAUAAGUCUGUCAGCUGGAGCGGCUGGUAUCGUCUCUUCAUUAACGGUGUGAGCACUCAGAUCGCAGACACGUGUGUUGAAAUCUAUAGUUGUGGUACUGCUAUCCCACUCUGGAUUCGUGGUGGACACCCUACAGUUGAGGAUGGAAUCGUCACUCGAGAUGUCUGCGGUCACUGGGACAAUUACUGCUGCUAUUACGGUUCUUACUCCAUUAAAGUCAAAGCCUGUCCGGGCAAUUAUCAUGUCUAUGAGCUGGUUAGACCAGCUGUCAACGAUGCAGUCUACUGUGCAGUCAGACGAGAGACGAGUACACCUGUUAUAAAUAUGACACAGCAGGAAAGAUGCAACAGUCAGACAUUUGGAGGAUGUUUUCAAAAUCUUCUUGAGCAGAUAGAGAACAUUACAGCUCAAGACCUUCCUUUAGAUACUGUGAAAAACAUUUUGAAUAUGGCCUUCAACACUUCAGAGAAAAUUUUAGAGUCGUCAUCAUUAUCAUCUGUAAACCAAACUGAACUAGCCUCCUAUGGAAACCGUCUGUUAAAAGCCAGUGAGAAACUCAUGUCUACAUUGGUGAAGCCGGUGGACACAAGUGACAGUGUCAGUUUUAUUAUUGCUGCUGUAGAUAUAGAAGUCUUCAUGAUUGGACCACAUGUCACCUUAGAGAAAAUCCCUCGACUCGACACGACAAAUUCUUCUAUUGACAUCGAUCUCAUUGGGAUCGCCAAGAACAACAAUGAAAGAUCAGCUGCUGUGGCUUUCAUGAGCUACAACAUGAUGGAGAAUCUACUGAAGCCAGGCUUCUUCAACACACCAAAGGACACGAUUAAAACCAUGAUGUCCACUGUGAUCUCAGCUACUCUUCCCAAAACCACCAACACUACACUAACUAAACCAGUCAACUUCACCCUCAAACACAUCAGAGAGUUUGAUCCCAACAAUUCCCUAUCCUGUGUGUACUGGAAUAUCAGCGAGUGGAUUGUAGAUGGUUGUUCUGUUUUAAAGUCCAACAGCAGCCACACUGUGUGUUCCUGUGAUCAUCUGUCCACAUUCGCUCUCAUCAUGCAAACCAGCCGCCCACCAGAGAACGACUCACUAAUGGAGCUGUUGGAUUUGGUGUGUGUGUCCGUGGGGCUGGUGUUCUUCACUUUGGCCCUGUUGACCUUUGCCCUUUGUCAGUGGAGUCCUGGAGUGAAUAAUGUGGCUCGAAUCAACAUCUGCAUCAGUCUUCUGUUGGCUCACCUUCUGUUUCUGCUCACACAGCAGUUCCUGAGCCUCAUACGUCCUCUGCAGGUGUUGUGUGCCGUGAUCUCAGGACUUCUGCACUUCCUCUUUCUCUCCGGAUUUGUGUGGAUGUUCAUUGAAGCUGUGCUGCUCUUCAUCUGUGUGAAGAACCUAUCACAAAUCAGCUCCAGAAAGAGGGAGGUGCUUAGCAGUGGAUUCCUGUGUGUGAUUGGAUAUCUGGUUGCUCUGGUUGUGGUGUGUGUGUCUGUCAGUUUGGUUCCUGAAGGCUACGGCAGCGAACAAUGCUGGAUUAAAGUGGAGAAAGGCUUCAUCUGGAGUUUCCUGGGUCCUGUUUGUGUCAUACUAGCAUUAAACAUGAUUCUCUUCAUGAAGAUCGUCAUCAGUCUGAUCUCAGCACUCAAUACUCUCAAUGCUGAAGUUUCACAGAUGAAACAAACCAAGAUUAUGGCGUUUAAAACACUGGCUCAGUUUGUGGUUCUUGGUUGCUCCUGGAUUCUGUUUUUCUCCACUAAUGGCAGUAAGGGGCUGGAGAUCGUCUUCCUGAUCUUGAACUCCCAGCAGGGAACCUUCAUCUUCGUGAUCUACUGUCUCCUCAAUAAUGAGAUCAGGCAGCAGUACAGGAGGUGCUUCAGAUGUCGCAAAGAACACUGAGGACCACAGCAUCGUGUUCAGAAAGUAAUAAAAACUGCAUUAAUAUAAAGUGAUUUACAUAAUCUUUGUUUUUGGAUGAUAAAUAUAAUUAUUUCUGAUCCUCUCUGUUAUUCAAGUGUCU
This is a messenger RNA of Carassius auratus (goldfish), 2513 nucleotides long. RefSeq names its product adhesion G protein-coupled receptor E3-like. Gene Ontology annotation, cellular component: plasma membrane. Lineage: Eukaryota; Metazoa; Chordata; Actinopteri; Cypriniformes; Cyprinidae. Bases 50 to 2392 code for a protein of 780 amino acids. The record is from RefSeq and is a predicted model, not a curated record. Gene Ontology annotation, biological process: cell surface receptor signaling pathway; adenylate cyclase-activating G protein-coupled receptor signaling pathway. The transcript has 16 exons. Gene Ontology annotation, molecular function: G protein-coupled receptor activity.